This is a messenger RNA of Tuber melanosporum (Perigord truffle), 750 nucleotides long. RefSeq lists its product as uncharacterized. Lineage: Eukaryota; Fungi; Ascomycota; Pezizomycetes; Pezizales; Tuberaceae. Gene Ontology annotation, cellular component: mitochondrial large ribosomal subunit. The coding region runs from base 1 to 750 and encodes 249 amino acids. The transcript is spliced from 2 exons. The record is from RefSeq and is a predicted model, not a curated record. Gene Ontology annotation, molecular function: structural constituent of ribosome.
AUGCCCCCCCUCUCCUUCUCCCUCCCUCAAUUCCUGAAAGGUUUCGUCCGCGAAUUCCACUCUACUCCCCUCGCCGCGGCAAAGCCCUCCCGCCGCCGGCUCGAGCACAUCCUCCGCAACGUGCCGAAAUACCCCUAUCCGAUAAAGCACACCUUCAAGCAGAGCUGGUUCGGCCUGUACGGUGGGAAACACAUACAAUUCGGCAACAACGUCCCGGAGAACUUCCUCCGCUACAAGACGCGCAGACAAUGGAUGCCGAACGUCAGACAUAGAAGUGUGUAUUCCAGGGCGCUGGGGAUGCAUUUUAGUUUGGAUAUUACAACUAGCGUUUUACGGACAAUAGAUAAAGUCGGUGGUUUAGACGCAUACCUCACCGGCACGAAGCCAGCUAGGUUAAAAGAGCUCGGACCAACCGGCUGGCGCCUCCGCUGGCGCGUACUCAAUUCCCCGAACUAUCAGAGACGAUUGCAGGCUGAACGGAAGGCUCUCGGACUCCUGGAUGGCCAGGAGCCUGUAUUCCCUGGUGCGGGUUCGGCUCCGGCUCCCGCUGGAGCGAAUCAUAAAUUGAGGGGGUUGUUGGAGGACGCUUUCAUCGGAGGGGAAGAAAGGGUGGGAGGGGAGGGGGAGGAGGAGAUAGCUGUUGUCGCACCAAAAAAGGCAAAGCCGAUCUCCGCUGGGAAGGAACUUAUUUCGGAAUUGGAGAGAGCCAGUGCGCAGAGGGGUGGCGGAAGCAGGGGGAAGAAGGUGUAG